Mugil cephalus (flathead mullet) is the source of this 1984-nucleotide messenger RNA. RefSeq names its product complement C1q-like protein 2. Gene Ontology annotation, molecular function: protein binding. Lineage: Eukaryota; Metazoa; Chordata; Actinopteri; Mugiliformes; Mugilidae. Bases 564 to 1301 code for a protein of 245 amino acids. The record is from RefSeq and is a predicted model, not a curated record. The transcript has a single exon.
GUCGAACCACUGUCAUAACAACAUAACACACAUUGGUCUAGCGCAAAGUUAAAUUUGUUUUAUCCGUUUCCGUUUUGUUUAUGCGAUAAAAACAAAUCUGGUAGAGGGUGUGUUUAUUCUGUGAAGGUAAGCACCAAAACGCAGAUAAAGGAAGGAGACCAUGAGUUGGUAACAGUUUGUUCCCUCACUCCCCACUCCGCCGCUACUGUUCUCGAAUUAAUUCAAGUCCUGACACAGACUCUAGCCUCACCUACACAAUCAGAGACAGAUUAGAUUAAAUUAUAUUAAAUACUUCAUUCAUCCUUUUAGUUGCACAACACUUCAAAGGCUUCGAUCGUGCGAUACUAUUGUGUUGACUGCACUGACCAAUCCUCCAUUGUUGUGUUAUCACCGAAAACAAUGCCCUGUUUUGCCCAAAUACGUGACUCACGAAAGCGUGAAGGUUGCACGACACCAGGUGCUUCAUAUAUAUAUAUAUAUACACACACACACAUAUAUACAUAUAUAUAUAUAAGGAGGUGUGCGCUUUGUGGACCACACACAUCAUCCAGGUUUUGUUUGAGAUGGAGCAUUUCUUCCUCCUGCUGUUGCUGGUUUCCAGCAGAUACUGCGCUGGGAACGCCGUCAACCCAGAAGAGGACGUCAACCUGCCAGUCUGCCAGCCGGACACCUGCACCCUGCUCACCGAGGUGGCGGGCAUGAGGGAGAAGCUGUCGGCCACGGCGCAGACGCAAAGCGCGCUGGAGCAAAGGCUCAAUGACCUGAUGCAGAAGCUGGCCGCGGCGGAAGCCAGCCUGGGCACCUACAAGCAGCUGACCGAGGAGCUCUCCAAGACCAACCAGGCUCAGGACGAGCAGCUGAAGACGCUCUUCCUCACCACCUCGUCCACGGGCCAGAAGAAGGCAGCCUUCACCGUCGCGUUAGGAACCCCGGAGGGUCCGUACACGGAGGACGUGCCGGUGAAAUACCAGAGAAUCGUCUCCAACAUCGGCACCGGCUACAACCCGGCCACGGGCGUCUUCACCGCGAUGAUGCGAGGCAUGUACUACUUCUGCUUCACCAUGUACAACAACAACGCCGGCCAGCCCAACUCGGUGGUGUCGCUGAUGAUGAACCACCAGAGGGUGGUGUCCACGUGGGACACGGAGGGUCAGGACACCCACGACAGCGCAACCAACGCGGCGGUGCUGCUGCUGGAGCCCGGAGACAACGUGUACGUGAAGCUUUACGCCAAGAGGGUCCUCUACGACGACGAUUUUUACUACAACACCUUCAGCGGUUUCCUGCUCUACCCCAUGUAGACCGCUUCCCUGAACGCAUCACGGACCGUCAGUAAAUUAUAAAAGGGGUAGAGGCGAUGAUUUUGUUUCUUCUCGGUGUGUAAAAAGAAUUCUUAAUGACAAUGAAUGAUUUCUGACCAUGUGAGAAGCCGGAGGUGUAAACUUACCAAAGAGAUUGGGUGAGUCUUCAACUUCGUCCAUGGUAUCUGUAAAACAAAAACAGCUGUUCAGCCACCGUGUAGAAUUUUUGGAUCACCGAAACUUUUAAACACCAGUCAGUGGGAUUCGAAUGAAUGCUACUAAAUCGGACAGAAUCAAAUCACGUUAAAUCAGCGGGAGAUCAGUGAGUCUAGACGUAACUCAUUCAUUCAUUCAUUCAUUCAGACAUAGAGCUCCGCUAAUCCUCAACAUGCAGCCUCUUGAUUCAAGUCAAAUUAUAUAGUAAAACCGAUUAAGGGCUUAUGUGUUUUUUUUUUCCUCUGCAAAGCGACUCUGUCUUUGAAAACGUCAUGAAUCAAGGUGUGAGGAACGCUCGGGAUUUGUGUCUCUAAUUGAAUUAAAACACAUUUCACAUAAAGGCGCCAGUAGGAGGUGCUGCUAUUCCGCUUUUAGCCCAGUACUCGUGUAUAAAUGUGCAUAAAUGUACUGCUUUGCAAACUGUAUCCAUCAAACACAAUCAAUAAAACCACUUAUUUUGGCUUUAA